Zea mays is the source of this 1643-nucleotide messenger RNA. Its product is annotated as 40S ribosomal protein S7. Gene Ontology annotation, molecular function: structural constituent of ribosome. The coding region runs from base 824 to 1402 and encodes 192 amino acids. Gene Ontology annotation, cellular component: 90S preribosome; small-subunit processome; ribosome. Lineage: Eukaryota; Viridiplantae; Streptophyta; Magnoliopsida; Poales; Poaceae. Gene Ontology annotation, biological process: translation; ribosomal small subunit biogenesis; rRNA processing. The transcript has 7 exons. The record is from RefSeq and is a predicted model, not a curated record.
ACCACUUAUCUCUGUUCUUCUCUGCUUGUCUUGCGUCUCACGUCGCGGUGAUCUCUACCGCUGGCAAGGGUCGUGACACAAGCAAGACGAAGCUGGACCAUCUCAGCGUCGGUAGCAAAAGCUAGAACUCGUCUACGGUGAUGCCGCCCCUGACGACCUCAUAGUCGUCUAGGUUUAGGGUCUAAGCUACUUAUUUGGGACGGGAGGGUUUAGGGUUUUCCGGACGGGAGAUCUCCUUGUUGGCCCUCUGCCCCAGCCAGUUAACUUCUUUGCUACGCGGAGACGGAGAAGAAAGGAAUCGUGGGAGGUGUGUCCUAGUUCACCAGGUCGCGCGUUGGGCGCGAGCGCGACCGGAUCAAAGCGAGAAGCGGCGAGGAAGAUGUGUCCUCCACCGCCGAGCAAAAGCGACAGCUCUUUCCUCUUCGUAUGGGAAAAAACCGGCAGCUGACGACAGACGUGUGUAACUCGACGACAUAUUUCGUCACGUCACGUCUCGUCUCGCCUCUUCCCUUCAUCACUUCCUGAAACCUCCGCCGUGAACGAAGCGAAGCCUUUCGGUGAUACAAUUGAGCCAGAAUGCUAUGGGCCUAAGAUGCACAAGCGUAACACACCUCUCAAGUCGGGCCACAAAGUAGGCUUCGAAAAUAUUCGGCCACCCAGCCUUGUCGGCCCACUAUCCGGGGCUAGGGUUUUAACCAAGCGUAUAAGAGCUCCCACUCGCGCAGACACCCAAGCCUCCACCAAAUUAAACCGCCGGCGCCUCCACUUCGCGUUCUCGCCUCAUCUCCUCCCGCUCAGGAUCCGGCGGCGAAGGUAAGGCAAGAUGUACACCGCGAGGAAGAAGAUCCAGAAGGAUAAGGGCCUUGAGCCCUCCGAGUUCGAGGACUCCGUCGCCCAGGCUUUCUUCGACCUGGAGAACGGUAACCAGGAGCUCAAGAGCGACCUCAAGGACCUUUACAUCAACGGUGCUAUCCAGCUGGAUGUUGCCGGGAGCAGGAAGGCUGUUGUGAUCCACGUCCCAUACCGCUUGCGUAAGGCCUUCAGGAAGAUCCAUGUCAGGAUCGUCAGGGAGCUGGAGAAGAAAUUCAGCGGCAAGGAUGUGGUAAUUGUUGCCACAAGGAGGAUCGUGAGGCCGCCCAAGAAGGGUUCAGCUGUUCAGCGCCCUCGCACCAGGACUCUGACUGCUGUCCAUGAUGGCAUCCUGGAGGAUGUUGUCUUCCCAGCUGAGAUUGUGGGGAAGCGUGUCAGGUACCGUCUGGAUGGUGCCAAGAUCAUCAAGAUCUUCUUGGACCCAAAGGAGAGGAACAACACAGAAUACAAGCUGGACACCUACACUACGGUCUACCGCAGGCUGUGUGGGAAAGAUGUGGUCUUUGAGUACCCUAUGGCCGAAAAUGCAUAAAUAUGACGCCCGGAUAUCCCCAUUUUAUUUUGUUGAAUCUGGAUGUUUCUUUGGGGUCUCAACUAGACUGCUCCGUAUGUACUUCAAAAACCAUAGUUUUGAUGCCAAAGUUGUUGCCUAGGAAUUUGGUACUCGGGAAUUGGUAGCGGACCUGAACAAUGUUAAGUUUUGAGCAUUUAAAUUUACCUUUGUCAUGAUAACAUGUUGCGAGUUUUUAUUUAAUUGCUGGACGUGUUUGAUA